AUGGCGUCUGCUUUCGGUUUUGAACUGGAAAGAAUGUCAGUGCCUAUUUGUGAUCCUGGAGGAGGGAUUGAGAUGUCUGAGUUCAUUCGAGAGGCCACACCCCCCGUUGGUUGCAGUUCAAGAAAUUCCUAUGCUGGUCUAGACCCCAGCAAUCAGAUCGGAUCGGGUUCCUCUCGUCUUGGAACAGCAGCGACUAUUAAAGGAGAUACAGAUACUGCUAAGACUUCUGAUGAUAUCAGUUUAAGUCUGGGCCAGAGCUCUAGUCUUUGUAAGGAAGGAAGCGAAGACCAAGACUUGGCCACAGAUCGGAAGCUCUUUCGUCUGGUCUCCAAUGACUCCUUCAUCUCCAUUCAACCUUCCUUAUCCUCUUGUGGACAGGACUUACCGAGGGACUUCAGCGACAAAGUGAGCUUGCCAAGUCACAGCCACCACCACCAUGUGGACCAGUCUCUAUCUAGCGCCUGUGACACGGAAGUAGCCUCUCUCGUACCUUUACAUUCACACUCUUACAGGAAGGAGCACCGGCCACGAGGGGUUCCACGGACUUCCAGCUCUGCUGUGGCCUUCCCAGACACGGCACUGAAUGACUUCCCUCUUUAUCAGCAGAGACGUGGGCUAGACCCAGUGAGCGAGUUGGAAUCCUCUAAACCUCAUUCUGGAUCCAAAGAAUCCUUGGUGGAAAAUUCUUGUGUAUCUGGGGAAUUUCAGCUUGCUAGUGACUUGAAAAACAGUCCUUCUCAGCCACCCACAAAAAGUGGGAAGAGCAAACCUUUGAAAGCAGACAAGAGUGUGGACAGCCUGAGGAGUCUGAGCACACGGAGCAGUGCGUCCACUGAGAGCUACUGCAGUGGCACAGACCGUGAUUCCAACAGCACAGUCAGCAGCUAUAAGAGCGAGCAGACCAGCUCCACUCAUGUCGAGGGCGCCCUGUCAGAGCACGACGAGUCUCCCAAGGCAGGAACUAAGGGUGACGGGAGGAGAGAACACUCUGCCGACCCUGCCGACCCAGAGGAGAAGGGCGGCUGUGCCAGGGACAGGAGGACUAGCAGCGAGAAAGCUGCCUUGGAAGGGAGUGCCAAUAGCGGAGUCCCUGAGGCCAAGGACUCCAGCACCUCUGAUGAGUCGCAUGCCCAGAGAGGCCUCAGCACCUCUGCGUCUGAAGAAGCCAAUAAAAAUCCCCAUGCAAACGAAGUCACAUCCCAAGGCGUCAGGCCAUCUGGGAAUGCCACAGAGAACAGAGAGGAGCAGAGUGAGAAGUCAGCUAGCUCAGGGGACUCAAAAGUGUGUAAGGCUGUGGGUGGAAGGCAGAAGGAGGGGGACGUUCGGCCUAAAUCUUCCAGCGUGAUCCACCGGACAGCCUCUGCCCAUAAGUCAGGCAGGCGGCGGACGGGGAAAAAACGGGCCAGCAGUUUCGAUUCAAGUCGGCACAGGGACUAUGUGUCCUUUCGUGGUGUUUCUGGCACCAAACCACACAGUGCUAUCUUUUGUCACGAUGAGGACUCCAGCGAUCAGAGUGACCUGAGCCGGGCAUCGAGUGUUCAGUCUGCUCACCAGUUCAACAGCGAUAGCUCUUCCAGCACCACCUCUCACUCCUGCCAGUCUCCCGAGGGUAGGUACAGUGCUCUCAAGGCCAAACACAGUCAUAAAGACAGGGGCACUGACUCUCAGCACUCUCACAGAGCCCAUCUGGCUCCUGAAGGAGCUGGCAAAAAGCGGGCCCCGCGGCGGACUUCCAGCACACACAGCGCCAAGACCCGGGCCCGAGUUCUGAGCCUGGACAGUGGCACGGUGGCAUGUCUGAAUGGCUCCAGCAGGCUGAUGGCCCCAGAGAACAUCAAGCGCUUAACCACGUCCAAGUCGGACCUCGAGGCCAAAGAGGGGGAGGUGCUGGAUGAGCUGUCUCUGUUGGGGCGGGCUUCCCAGUUGGAGACCGUCACUCGGUCUCGGAAUAGCUUGCCGAGCCAGGGUGCCUUUGCUGAAGGGGAGGAGCAAGACGCAGGCGGUGGAGCGCAGGCCAGCGAGGAGGCGGUGUCGUUUCGCCGUGAACGCAGCACGUUUAGGCGCCAGGCGGUGCGACGCCGCCACAAUGCAGGCAGUAAUCCUACCCCGCCUGCAUUGCUCGUCGGAUCACCCCUCAGCCUUCAAGAUGGUCAGCAAGGUCAGCAGUGCACAGCCCAGGUCAGAGUGCAGGCCCGCCCCCCUCCCCAGGCUCCAGUGCUCAGUGCUAGUGCCUCCUUGCUGGUGAGAAAUGGGAGUGUCCGCCUAGAAGCCUCACAUGACAAUGCGUCUGCUGUAGGAGACAGCAGUCUGCACGAUGAACUUGGUAAGUUCUCCUCUACGCUUUAUGAGACUGGUGGCUGUGACAUGUCACUUGUGAAUUUUGAACCAGCAGCUAGAAGAGCAUCCAAUAUCUGUGACACAGAUUCUCAUGUAUCCAGUUCUACCUCAGUUCGAUUUUAUCCACAUGAUGUGCUCUCUCUCCCACAGAUUCGACUGAAUAGACUAUUGACCAUUGACACAGACCUGUUGGAGCAGCAGGACAUUGACCUAAGCCCUGACUUGGCAGCUCCUUAUGGUCCAACAGAGGAAGCUACGCAAAAAAUUAAGCACUAUUACCGUUUUUGGAUCCUGCCCCAACUCUGGAUUGGUAUUAACUUUGACAGACUCACACUUUUGGCUCUGUUUGAUAGAAAUCGUGAGGUCCUGGAAAACGUGUUAGCUGUCAUCCUGGCCAUUCUUGUGGCUUUCUUGGGAUCUGUUCUUCUCAUCCAAGGCUUCUUCAGAGACAUCUGGGUCUUCCAGUUCUGCCUGGUCAUAGCCACCUGUCAGUACUCACUACUUAAGAGUGUUCAACCAGAUUCUUCUUCUCCCAGACAUGGUCACAAUCGUAUCAUUGCCUACAGUAGACCAGUUUAUUUCUGUUUAUGUUGUGGUCUUAUUUGGCUUUUGGAUUAUGGUAGCAGAAACUCAACUGCAGCCAAGUUCAAAUUAUAUGGAAUAACUUUCACCAAUCCACUGGUAUUUAUAUCAGCCAGGGAUUUAGUUAUAGUGUUUACACUCUGUUUCCCAGUAGUAUUUUUCAUUGGUCUCCUGCCUCAGGUGAAUACAUUUGUAAUGUACCUUUGUGAACAAUUGGAUAUUCAUAUCUUUGGUGGUAAUGCCACGACGAGCCUGCUUGCGGCGCUAUACAGCUGCCUCUGUAGUGUAGUGGCUGUGGCCUUGCUGUACGGCCUGUGCUAUGGAGCCCUGAAGGACUCCUGGGAUGGCCAGCAUAUUCCUGUACUUUUCUCCAUUUUUUGUGGGUUGUUGGUGGCAGUGUCCUAUCAUCUCAGUCGACAGAGCAGUGACCCAUCUGUACUUUUCUCUUUGGUGCAAUCCAAGAUUUUUCCAAAAACAGAAGAGAAAAAUCCAGAAGACCCUCUAUCUGAAGUAAAAGAUCCACUGCCUGAAAAACUUAGAAAUUCUGUUAGUGAGCGUCUACAGUCUGACCUAGUAGUAUGCAUUGUAAUUGGUGUGCUGUAUUUUGCUAUUCAUGUAAGCACAGUCUUCACAGUACUCCAGCCUGCUCUCAAGUAUGUGUUAUAUGCAUUGGUUGGCUUUGUGGGUUUUGUAACCCAUUAUGUGCUGCCUCAAGUUAGAAAACAGCUACCAUGGCACUGUUUCUCUCACCCUCUGCUCAAGACUCUAGAGUAUAAUCAGUAUGAAGUUCGAAAUGCAGCCACUGUGAUGUGGUUUGAGAAACUUCACGUGUGGCUUCUUUUUGUGGAGAAGAAUAUCAUCUAUCCACUGAUUGUUCUCAAUGAACUUAGCAGCAGUGCAGAGACAAUUGCUAGUCCAAAGAAACUGAACAUAGAGUUAGGUGCUUUAAUGAUAACCAUUGCUGGUCUGAAAUUGCUACGCUCCUCUUUUAGCAGUCCCACAUACCAGUAUAUCACCAUCAUCUUUACUGUGCUCUUUUUCAAAUUUGACUAUGGAGCCUUUUCAGAGACCAUGCUAUUGGAUCUCUUCUUCAUGUCCAUCCUCUUCAACAAGCUUUGGGAACUCCUUCACAAGCUACAAUUCGUGUACACUUACAUUGCACCGUGGCAGAUCACAUGGGGCUCCGCCUUCCAUGCUUUUGCUCAGCCCUUUGCCGUGCCCCAUUCUGCCAUGUUGUUUAUUCAGGCUAUUGUGUCAGCCUUCUUCUCUACUCCACUAAACCCCUUUUUGGGAAGUGCAAUAUUCAUCACUUCAUACGUUCGACCUGUGAAGUUCUGGGAGAGAGACUAUAACACAAAACGAGUGGAUCAUUCGAAUACCAGAUUGGCUUCCCAGCUUGAUAGAAAUCCAGGAUCAGAUGACAAUAAUCUGAAUUCCAUCUUCUAUGAGCAUUUGACCAGAUCCUUGCAACACAGUCUCUGUGGCGAUUUGCUGCUGGGACGGUGGGGGAACUACAGCACAGGGGACUGCUUCAUCUUGGCUUCUGACUACCUCAACGCACUGGUGCACCUCAUAGAGAUCGGCAAUGGGCUGGUCACAUUCCAGCUACGAGGACUUGAGUUCCGAGGUACCUACUGUCAACAGCGGGAAGUAGAAGCCAUUACGGAGGGGGUAGAGGAGGACGAGGGUUUCUGCUGCUGCGAACCUGGCCACAUUCCUCAUGUGCUUUCCUUCAAUGCGGCCUUCAGCCAACGCUGGCUGGCUUGGGAGGUGAUCGUCACCAAGUAUAUUCUGGAGGGUUACAGCAUCACAGACAACAGUGCGGCAUCUAUGCUGCAAGUCUUUGACCUACGAAAAGUGCUCACCACUUACUAUGUCAAGGGUAUCAUCUAUUAUGUUACAACCUCCUCUAAGCUGGAGGAAUGGCUAGCCAAUGAGACGAUGCAGGAAGGACUGCGUCUGUGUGCAGAUCGGAAUUACGUUGAUGUGGACCCCACGUUUAAUCCCAACAUUGAUGAAGACUAUGACCACCGGCUUGCAGGCGUAUCCAGGGAGAGUUUCUGUGUGAUUUACCUCAACUGGAUAGAAUAUUGCUCUUCCCGAAGGGCAAAGCCAUUGGAUGUGGACAAAGACUCGUCCCUGGUGACUCUUUGUUAUGGACUCUGUGUUCUGGGGCGAAGAGCUUUGGGGACCGCAUCCCACCACAUGUCUAGUAAUUUAGAGUCAUUCCUCUAUGGAUUGCAUGCCCUGUUUAAAGGAGAUUUCCGCAUCUCUUCAAUUCGAGAUGAGUGGAUCUUUGCUGACAUGGAAUUGCUACGAAAAGUAGUCGUCCCUGGAAUUCGAAUGUCCAUUAAACUUCAUCAGGAUCAUUUUACUUCUCCAGAUGAAUAUGAUGACCCCACUGUACUCUAUGAGGCCAUUGUGUCUCACGAGAAGAACCUGGUGAUUGCCCACGAGGGGGACCCUGCAUGGCGCAGUGCCGUCCUGGCCAACUCACCCUCACUACUCGCACUGCGGCACGUCAUGGACGAUGGUACCAAUGAGUACAAGAUCAUUAUGCUCAACAGGCGCCACCUGAGCUUCCGGGUCAUUAAGGUAAAUAAGGAAUGUGUCCGGGGUCUCUGGGCAGGGCAGCAGCAGGAGCUCGUUUUCUUGCGUAACCGUAACCCAGAGAGGGGCAGCAUCCAAAAUGCAAAGCAGGCCCUGCGGAACAUGAUCAACUCCUCCUGCGACCAGCCUAUCGGCUACCCAAUCUUUGUCUCACCCCUGACAACUUCUUACUCUGAGAGCCACGAGCAGCUGAAAGAUAUUCUUGGGGGACCUAUCAGCUUGGGGAACAUCAGAAACUUCAUGGUGUCUACCUGGCACAGGCUCAGGAAAGGCUGUGGAGCUGGCUGUAACAGCGGUGGCAACAUUGAAGAUUCUGAUACUAGAGGUGGAACUUCCUGCCCUGGGAACAGCGCAGCACCCGCCAGUGAUCUGCACAGCCACGCAUCCCAGGGCAGCACUGGAAACCCAGGGCAGGGGCCAGGGACAGGGCUCCAGCCACCUGUUGCAGCCUGUCCUCCCACACUAGGCAUGAGCCGCAGCUCACACUCAGUGCAGUCCAGCCUGGCCAGGCAGUCACCCGCCCGUGCCUCGGUGGCCAGCCAGUCCUCCUAUUGCUACAGCAGCCGGCACUCAUCCCUGAGGAUGUCCAGCGCAGGCUUUGUGCCCUGCCGGCGCUCUUCCACCAGCCAAAUCUCACUCCGCAACCUGCCGUCGUCCAUCCAGUCCCGCCUGUCCAUGGUGAACCAGGGGGAGCCCUGUGGGCCGGGUGGCAUGACUGGUGUGCAUGGCCUCCCCACCUCCAGCAGCUCUAGUCAGAGCCUCCCUGCCUGCAAGCACCACACACUCGUGGGCUUCCUUGGGACGGAGGGCGGUCCAAGCAGUGCCACCGAGGCCCAGCCAGGCAGCGCCCUGAGUCCUGCUGGCAGCUCCCAUGCCAGGAAGGGGGAUGUAGUCUACAGAGUCCAGAUUGUGGAUCCCAGUCAAAUUCUGGAAGGAAUCAACGUGUCAAAAAGGAAAGAGCUACAGUGGCCCAAUGAGGGGAUUCGGUUAAAAGCUGGGAGAAACAGCUGGGAAGGCUGGAAUCCCCAGGAGGGCAUGGAAGGCCACGUGAUUCACCGAUGGGUGCCUUGCAGCAGAGAUCCAGGUACUAGGUCCCACAUUGACAAGGCAGUGCUUCUGGUCCAGAUUGAUGAUAAAUACGUGACUGUAAUUGAAACCGGGGUACUAGAACUUGGGGCUGAAGUGUGAGCCAGUGUGUCAUAACUACAUUUCCCUUUCCUCUCGAUUCCAAGACAUUGGAAAGAGAGAGGAGCAAGCAAGAGAUGCCGCAGUUGUCACUCGGAUCCGGUGUGGGAGAGAUGGACACAGUGAGCUUGGCUAAGCGCCUCUCCUUUGCCCCUAUCUGACUCCUGUCACCGUCUCCACCCCCAGAUAAAGCUGAAAUAUUUUUUUAAGUUAGCUGCCAAGAAAACAUUUUGCAUGAAGGAUAAAGUUCUGUUAAAAUACAUCCUUAAAAAACGUCUUUCCCUUGUAUUGCUGACGCUUUAAAUCAACAAACUCUUCAUUUCUAAACUAUGAUCUCAUAUUUUUCUAAUUUCUUUGCCAAAAAUAAUUGCCAUGUUUUGUCAUAGAACAUGAAAUUCAUUUACCUUGAUUUUUAAAAACCAGUAGAACAUUCGGUUUGACAUAUAGCGGUAUAAACGUUUAAUGUACAGUGAAAGAGACUAUGAACAUAGAUUUAUCUUAUUCCUUGUGCGCUAAAAACUUUAAUGAAAAAACUGCACUAAUUUUUUACGACAAUGCACUAAAGUCUGAGAUUUCUCAGAACAUUUAUUUAUAUAUAAAAAUAAAAUACCAUUAUUUAAAUUGCCUUUGGGAUUAACCCCCGUCCCUUCCUUAUAAACAUAGGUAGCAGGAACUCUGCUGCUCAUUCUUUGUUUCUAGUCUGCGCUCCACUCUGGGACAUUGGAUAUUUUCUUUAAAAUGAACUUGGAGUCUCAAGACCCGCAUAGCUUCAUGCUUGACGUUUCCUGGAGCCAGUAGUCAGCGUGUCAGCCAUGUGAACACCACUGCCAGCUCCUGUGUCCACGUUUGGAGGAGUCCUGUUGCCCUGCCCUCCUGGCCAACUUCUGCGGGCUCCGUUCUGGGAAGAAGCCCUCUUGCUUUUCAAAGAAGAAGAUAAACGUCCAGGAAUCUAACGAAAGGAUUGUUUGCCUUUAUUUAUUUUAUGAGUUCCUAGCUCUUGAAUUAUUCACAUGUGAUUCAGUUAAUCAAGUAAACUUUUUUCAAACAAAAUUA
This is a messenger RNA of Carlito syrichta (Philippine tarsier), 7767 nucleotides long. It is a transcript of the gene PCNX1, whose product is annotated as pecanex homolog 1. The record is from RefSeq and is a predicted model, not a curated record. The transcript has 35 exons. NCBI's taxonomy places the organism in Eukaryota, Metazoa, Chordata, Mammalia, Primates, Tarsiidae. The coding region runs from base 1 to 6717 and encodes 2238 amino acids. Gene Ontology annotation, cellular component: membrane.